Molecule: messenger RNA, 19335 nt
Organism: Podarcis lilfordi (Lilford's wall lizard)
Lineage: Eukaryota; Metazoa; Chordata; Lepidosauria; Squamata; Lacertidae
Source: the annotation of a GenBank genome assembly
CUCACACACACAGCAAAAUUGUUUUGAGGGGCAGGAGCAAGGCUGAGAGGUGAACAAUUGGAUAAGGAGCUAGUGGAACUACCUGGGUUUGUUACUAACAGGUAAUAUGGGUUGGAGAUUCUGUGGGGCAUACCCUCCAACAUUUAUCCGAUGAAAACAGGGACGUCCCAUUCCAUAAUGAUAAUUUUACUAUUUAUACCCCACAAACCUUACUGGGCUGCCCCAGCCACUCUGGACAGCUUUCAGCAUAUAUAAAAACAUAAUGAAACAUUAAACUUUUUAAAAACUUCCUUAUACAGUCAAACCUAAGUUCCUGAACACCUCCGUUUUGUAACAUUUCGGCUCCCAAAUGUUGAAAACCCAGUUUUUGAAUGAAUUUGAAAGACUCCAGUUUUAAAAUGAAUUUUGGAAGCCAAACUGCUUCCGAGCUGUGUUUUGCAUUUUUUUCCCAUUGACUUUGCAGCCAGCUCAUUGAUCCUCGGUUUUUGAACUUUUCGGAAGCCUAACAGUCUUCCAGAACGGAUUAAGUUUGAAAACCGAGGUUCCAUUGUACAGGAUUGCCUUCAGACAGUUUGGGGGUCGGAUAACUCCAUGCCCUACCAAACAUUUCCCCAAUGAGAAUAGGGACAUCAUACCAUACCCUCCAGGGACGUGGGUGGUGCUGUGGAUUAAACCACAGAGCCUAGGGCUUGCCGAUCAGAAGGUCGGCGGUUUGAAUCCUUGCAACGGGGUGAGCUCCCAUUGCUCGGUCCCAGCUCCUGCCCACCUAGCAGUACGAAAGCACGUAAAAGUGCAAGUAGAUAAAUAGGUACCACUCCAGUGGGAAGGUAAACGACGUUUCCAUGCACUGCUCUGGUUCGCCAGAAGUGGCUUAGUCAUGCUGGCCACAUGACCUGGAAAAACGUGUUUGCGGACAAACGUCGGCUCCCUCCACCAAUAAAGCGAGAUGAGUGCUGCAACCCCAGAGUCGUCUGUGACUGGACCUAAUGGUCAGGGGUCCCUUUAUCUUUUACCAUACCCUCCAACAUUUCUCCAGUUAAAACAGGGACGUCCUAAGAAAAAGCGGGACCUUCUGGCAUCAAAUCAGAAACCGGGAUGGCUUCUUUUAAAUCAGGGAUGUCCCUGGGAAAUAGGGACACUUGGACAGUGAAAUUGGCAUGUUGUGAAUUUCGGGCAAAUGACCAUGUGAAGGACACUUGUAGAAGCGUGAGCUUUGUGGGUGCUGAAGCAGUCACACCAUUCCUUCAACACUGUAUGGAUCACAUAAUAAUAAUAAUAAUAAUAAUAAUAAUAAUAAUAAUAAUAAUAAUAAUUUAUUUAUUUAUUUAUUUAUUUAUUCCCCGCCCAUCUGGCUGGGCUUCCCCAGCCACUCUGGGCAGCUUCCAACAAAAUAUUAAAAUACAGUAAUCCAUCAAACAUUAAAGCCUUCCCUAAACAGGGCUGCCUUCAGAUGUCUUCUAAAAGUCUGGUAGUUGUUUUUUCCUUUGACAUCUGUUGGGAGGGUGUUCCACAGGGCAGGUGCCACUACUGAGAAGGCCCUCUGCCUGGUUUCCUGUAACUUGGCUUCUCGCAGUUAGGGAACCGCCAUAAGGCCCUCGGUGCUGGAUCUCAGUGUCUGGGCGGAACAAUGGGGGUGGAGACGCUCCUUCAGGUAUACUGGGCUGAGGCCGUUUAGGGCUUUAAAGGUCAGCACCAACACUUUGAAUUGUGUUCAGAAACGUACUGGGACUAUUUCCAUAAUAGUCCUUCAUUCAAACAUUUUAUUAUUGAUUGCAUUGCAUUUAUAUAUGCUUUUUCUGCCAAGGCACCAAGGUGGUUUACAUAAAUAAAUGUUAUAAAAUGUCAAGUUGGCCCGAAGAGGGACGAUUCCAGCUGGAGAAGGCCUCUCUCACUUUCUUCUUCCUUCCCAUGGGGCAGAUGGUGUCAGUUGAGCGCCUAUGAGCUUUAAGCAUUUGCUGUGAUGUAGAGUUGGGAAGGUUGCCACCAAAUACUUCAACCACCAAACAAGCAGGGCACUUUAUUUAUUGAUAGUGUACAACUAAACCUAGAAGAAAAAUGGCUGCCAUUCUGGGGUGCACUUCUCGUAUCCGGUUACACUGUGUUCCCCCUAUGCAAAACGAAGCAUCACUUCAGUUCCUACUCUACUCUAGAGCAGGCCUGGCUCACUUAGGAUCCAUCUAUUCAUUUACAAUAUAGGGUUGUGUUUUCAUUUUAAAAGUGGCACAGGACAUCCCUCACAGCAAUGGAGACAUGGGCAGAGCUUGCUACCACAACAGUACUCAGUUCCUAGUGGGGGCAUUUAGCCUCAUAUAUUUUAUCUCCUUCCUUUGUCAUUGUUUAGCCUUGGAUUAAGCAGCACAGCAGAGAAAUGAAAAGAUUUGGCAGCCUUUCCCUCACAGUAUGAGGUUUCGACUAAUAUCCUUAUCGGCUAAUCUAUGUCCCACUGAAGUCCAUAAAACGUUGAGCGUCUAUCACCGCAAAACACAGCCCUGGCCUAAUUCAGCAGGGAGCGGCAGUAAUAAUCAGCGGCCUAGAGAAAACUAUAAGCUUUCAAAUGGAAGGAAAAUGGAAGUUUAAUUUGUAAAAAGGAUCAAGCUAUUUUGCAGCACUUUGAGGGGUUAUUUCUUCCUUCUGGUGUAAGACUAAUGCCUUCCUCCUCACAAGUGGAAAUCCUGCUGAUCUAUAUAAUAAUUUUCCUCAAAGUGAGACACUCACUACAUAUCCUAGCAAUAAUUUUGCUAGAGAUGAGAUCACUUGUGUGUUUUUUCUGCUUCAUCUUUCCUGCAGCCCUUCUGCUUGCUUGCUCCCCAUAGGCAUCUUGUGUUAUGGGGGUGCUGGACAAGAUGGGUCAGUGACCUGACCCAGUGAGGUUUUCUUUGGUUCUUAAAUUAUUGGAGUUCUUUAUCUUCAAAACAGACUUGGACCAGAUAGGCCUUCAAAUAGAGGCUGGCUUCAGUUGGAAGACUGUCCCAGCCCUUCAGAUGGAGGCAUGUCCUAGGACAUGUUGCCAUCCCGUUGAAUUUAUCUGACCCCUUUUUAAAGCCAAAAACAACCCCCACACACAGACACAAAACAUUCUACCUCACUGGGAUCUUGUCAGACUCCACUACUUUUUAGACCGCAUGAUGCUUUGAUAUUCAUGGAAGGAGUCUGGAGUGCCAUGUGGGUUAACAACAUCACCAGUGAUUGCAGAGGAAUAAUUUGACCUUAACUGUAAUUGGCAGGGAUGUCUAAUUAAGGAUCCCUGAAAAGCGGGUGGUUUUGGAAUUUAAAUACCACUGGCUUCCUAGCCAGGUUUCUCUCUAAAGGUUUCUGAGGCGCAGCAGUUUCUACAGAUCUUUGCUGAAAUGAUUUAGGAAACAUUACUCAAAUUAUGGGGAGAAGGAAGCUGUCAUUUGUAACAUGGCCUGCAGUUUUGGGCUACGUAAACCUGAGCACAGGGAGACUUGCAUCAGCAUUAGCAGGGCUGUCUUCAGCAUAUGCAGGGCUGGGGUGCAAAGACCCACACACACCCCAGGUUGCCCAGUCCCAGGCAUGCAGGAGGGCAGAGCCGGCUGGCCACCUCAGCAUCUCACUGGCUUGGUCGCCCCCGAACUCGUAGCACAGAGCCGCCUGCAGCAGAAGAGCCUGCCAUGGCUCUCCGACCGACAAGCGGGCUCUUCUCCAGACUCAACUUGCAGGCUCUGGACUCUUGGCCUGGCGCCCCUGAGAUCUCGGCGCCUGAGUGCGCUGCACCCCUAGCGCCUAUGGGUAAGAUGGCCCUAAGCAUUAGGAGGAAUAGUUCAUACCUUCCAACCAGGGCUUUUUUCCGGCUGAAACUAAAGGGAACUCAGUUCCGUCACCUCUCAGGUGGGCGCCAUUACCAUUAUAAGAGAACAAGGGAGGCAGUUAUGGUGAGUUCCAGCAACUCUUUUUCUAUAAAAAUAGCACUGCCUCCAACAUAUCUCUGAUUAAAUAGGGAUGUCCUGCCAUACCCUCCAACAUUUAUCGCAUGAAAAUAGGGAUGUCCUAAGGAAAAGUGGGACGUUCUGGGAUCAAAUCAAAAACCGGGAAGGCUUCUGUAAAUCUGGGACUGUCCCUGGAAAAUAGGGACACUUGGAGGGUUUGAUCAUUUUUAAAAGCCAAACCAGUUGAAGAGAUAGAUUAGAUAAAUAGAUAGAUAGAUGAUAGAUGAUAGAUGAUAGAUGAUAGAUAGAUGAUAGAUAGAUAGAUGAUAGAUAGAUAGAUAGAUGAUAGAUAGAUAGAUAGAUAGAUAGAUAGAUAGAUAGAUGAUAGAUAGAUAGAUAGAUAGAUAGAUAGAUAGAUAGAUAGAUAGAUAGAUAGAUGAUAGAUAGAUAGAUGAUAGAUAGAUAGAUGAUAGAUAGAUAAUAAUGAUGAUAGAUAGAUAGAUAGAUAGAUAGAUAGAUAGAUAGAUAGAUGAUAGAUAGAUAGAUAGAUAGAUGAUAGAUAGAUAGAUAUAGAUGAUAGAUAGAUAGAUAGAUAGAUAGAUAGAUAGAUAGAUAGAUGAUAGAUGAUAGAUAGAUAGAUAGAUAGAUAGAUAGAUAGAUAGAUAUAGACAGACAGACAGAUAUCUCAAACACCUGUGAAUGUUUAGCAGAAACCUGUCAUAAGCAGACACAGUUGAAUGAAGCAGACAAAACCCCGAGAGAAUUCUGGUAAAAUUGUAUUAAAUAACAUAAGAGCCCACUGGAUUAAGCCCAUUAAUGGCCAUCUAUCUAGUCUAGCAUCCUGUUCUCACAGUGGUCAACGACAUGCCUGUGGGAAACCUGCCAUCAGGAUUCGAGCACAAGAGCCCUUUCCCUCUGUGGUUUCCAGCAACUGGCAUUCAAAAGUAUUGCUGCCUCCAGCUGGAAGCCAUUGGUAGCCUCAUUCUCCCCCAGUAAUUUUUCCAAUCCUCUUUUCAAGCCAUCUAGGGAGGGAGAAAAACUUCAUUUUGGUGGCUCUUUUCUCAGCCUUAUUUACUUAUCUAAUUGCCAUUUUGUGGUUCGCCUCAGGUUUUCCCAGACCACGUCCAGGAAACAGGCAAUAAAAUGUCAUCAACAACUUUGACACACAACACACACACACACACACACACACACACAAAACCUCAACAAUUUUGUCCUGAUUUUCACUUUGGGGGAUAUGGCAACCCUACUAAAUGUCCUGGGCUGGUCCUGAAUGGAUUACAUUCAAAAACCGAGGUACCACUGUAAUAGUUGCAAUAGUAAUAGACAGCAUAAAAAUAAUCAUAAUAACAGUCCCCACCCCUUUAACAGGCCAUAGAUUAUUUAAUGGCCGAAGUCAGCAUGUAUAGCCAUAUAUAAUAGGUCAACACCAGUACUUUGAAUUCAGCCCAGAAACUAAUUGGCUGCCCAUGGUGUUACAGGCUCAAACCAUCUUGUUCUGGUGAGUAAUCUGGCCAUGGAAUUUUGUGGUAUUCCAAUCUUUUAAGCCUUUUCUCUGUCCAAAUUCUCUUUCCCUCUUUCCUGGCCAGUGUUUGGACAGCAGAGACACAGUGCACGCUCCUCAACAUCUCCAUCACAGAAACCUUCAACUGCUCGUUCAGCUGUGGUCCGGACUGCUUGAAAACCUCUCAGUACCCGUGCUUGCAAGUGUACGUCAACGUAUCGUCUUCGGGGCAGAAGUGCUUGCUUUACCACACAGAAGAGACAAUGAAAAUUAAUUCUGAGGUAAGAACAAAUCCAAUUGCUCCUCCAUUUUCAGGGCAAAUGGACUCGAUAUUUGCUAAGCAGGGGAACUGGAGAACCUGUGGUCUUCCAAAUGUUGCUGGACUGCAAGGCCCAUUAAUCCUAAACAUUGACCAUACUGGCUUGAGGUGAUAGGAACUGGAGCCCUUCAACAUCUGGAGGGCCACAGGACCCCCAUCCCUGGUUUAUAUUGACUGACAACAUCUCUACGGGUUCCAGGCUGCAGUUUUUCCCAGCACUGCCAAGGGAUACCAGGGAUAGAGCCUGGGACCUCUGGCAUAUAGAACAUGUGCUCAGACGCCAAGCUACAGCCCUAUUUCCUUCCAUACUGAAAAGAGAACGAGCUUUACAAUGCAGAGAGUAUAUAUUUGUGUGUAGAACGCUGCCUGCCGAACGGCAAGUACAUCUGUACCAAUGCCACAUUACCUGCACAUCACAGCGCCAUUCUGUAAUGUGCCUCUCUCUCUCUCCAGAUGGCUGUUUGUCUGUCUUUGUGUAAAGCGGCACAGUAGGUCCCUUGACUCUGCAUGGAUGAUGUUCAGGCAAAUGUAUCUAUUCAUUAUCUAUACCCAGGCACUCAGAGAUGCAGCGGUCCUUGUUACAUAGAGAUUUAAUUGCCCGAGAUAGGGUGAAAUCAGAUACUAGAGCCCAGAUCCCAGUAAUUGCUGGCAGAUGUAUAAUUGCAAACGCCAGCAUAACAAACGUUGGGUUAACAGCCUGUUUUGUGAUGUUCCACUGGCACAGCAGGAGGUCCGCCCCACAGCAAGCACACACGGAGGCACUGCGAUGCUUCAGGCCUUUCUAGGCAAUUGUUUCGACCCGUUUUGCAAUGAGAACACAGCUGCUCUUCAGUCAUUGCAGCAGCUUCAGCAUCUACAGCCAGUGCAUGAAGCUCCCUGAGUGCAUUGGGCCAGUCACUGCCACUCCACCUGCCUUACAGGGUUGUUGUGAGAAUAAAAGAAGCGGGGAGGAAGAACCAGUGCUUUCCUUCAGCCAGAUCGCAUCAGAGUGCAGUUCUGGCAUCUCUCAAGUGGGUGCCAUUGUGGGCUGGUGCCCCACCGCCUGUUUUUUUCCUUUACAUUCUUCUGAAAAACUCAAAACGAACGUUUCAAGUCAAAAUGGAAGCCAACCAGCAUGUGCAAGUCUACACUUUUUUUUAGAUCUAUGACUCCACCUAGAUCCUAGCUGCUCCCAGCUGUGAUUGGUCAAGCUACAGGCUAUAUCUAUAUAUAUAGUGAUGGGAUAUAUAGAUGUUGAUAUUAUUAAAUUUUCUAAUUUACAUUUCAAAAUAUUCGUUUAAACUACCAUUGAUUAAAAUAUCAAUGAGUUCCCUUCUUCUCUUUCCAUGGUUCAUUUUGCAUACUAUACAUCCCUGCAUAUUUUACAUGAACUAAACCACUCAGGAAUCCAUUGUUACAUCCAUCAAAACUUAUUUACACUGUUGAAUUUACCUUAAUGCUACCAGCGUUUUUAAAUGAACACAAUUUUCACUCAUAUAUUCAGUAAACAUUUUCCAGUCUUCUUUAAAUGUACAUUCUUCUUGUUCUCUUAUUCUACAUGUUAAAUCUGCAAGCUGCACAUAUUAUUGUCAUUCUUCUUCAGUUGGGACCUCACUCAUUUUCCAUUUUUGGGCUAACAAAACACAGGCUGCCGUAGUAGCAUACAUAAAUAGUUUUUUUUGACACCUGGGAAUUUCCCUCUGAAUUAUCCCCAACAAAAAGGACUCUGGUUUUAUUUUGUUUUUUGAAAGGUACUUUUAAACAUUUUUUUUCAAUUCAUUGUAUAUCAUUUCCCAAUACCCUUUUACAAGUCCACCACAUAUGAUAAAACGUACCAACCUCAUUACAUCUCCAGCACUUAUCUGAUUCAGACUUAUACAUUUUAGCCAGUCUGUUCAGAAUUAAAUACCAUCUAUAAAUCAUUUUCAGGUAGUUCUCCUUCAAAGAAUAACAUGCUAUGAAUUUUAGGUCGCUGUUCCAAAGUUUUUCCCAGAGAAGCAGCGAUGGGCUUUUGGCUUUCCAACCAGGCCUUGUGCAUUGCACUUGUGCAAAUUUGCACAAGGGCCCUUCCAAGCUGCCCUAGCCACCUGCCUGAAUCUAACAGAAUGAGGGAGGGGGGUACAUUUAUUUGACCUGCACCAGAACCAGGGGCAGCCCCCAAACCAGCCAGUGAGGCACCUUGCCAUAGUUUUUAGCACCUCUGCGGGUGGUGAAUGCAGCUGUUAUCAAACCAGCAUCUUUUCAGAGCUGCCCCAAGUCGCCUGGCGACUUAUUAUAAGAGCUUCAUGGUAAGUUCCGGCACCUAUUUUUAUUGGGGGGGGGGGGAAGCACUGAAAAGAACGAAGUAUGCUUGGAUAUCCCAGGUAAAGGGUGGGAUAAAAAUGUAAUAAUUUUCCAUUUUUGGCUCAAACAGCAGUUCUUUCUCUAGUGCUCAAUACAGCGGUAUUUUAGCACUGGAUAAAAUGUGAUUAUUCCUUGUGUAGGGAAUUGAAAGGGGUAAACCCACCUUGGGGCCUGUGUGCUGUCAGGGGGAGCAUGCAGAACAAUGCCUGUCUACCAGCCAUUCCCACCCACCCGCUGCUGAAGCAGCAGUGGCAUUUUCUGGGACUUUGCACUCUGCACCGAGGGAGGCAGAGAAAACGCUUGCCGUUUUUCAUUCUUCAAAAUGCCCAUCGUUAUUCCAUUGUACAGACAGAAUGUAGAUCUUGGCCUGCAAAAAAAAGAAGAAGAAGAAAGGUGGUUCAAAGAGGGGACAUAUUUUUUUUAGAAGCCUCUGCUUGCCUGACACUCUUUCUAUCUCUUUCUAACCAAACCAGAGGUCUCAGUAUAGCCAAUAUUAAUCCACAGCAUUGCUCCAAUGGCGGGUGGCAGAAUCCAAAAUAAGACCUUUCUUUUUGUACCAACUAAAAUGGCACAAAAUAGUGAGCAAGCUUUUGCAUUGUGCUUCAAGCCCCAAAACCCAUCCCCCAUGGAAAUAAAGACACAGUGGAGACAGAAUUUAGUUUAAAUGUUAAUGGGCAAUUUUUGGCCACAACUUUAUUAAAAUACACAAAUGUGACUGCUAUUGGCUUAGACAUUGGUAUCAAACUAUACCUGGCUCCUGCCCCACCCUGCAGGAAGCCUGGAAGGGUAAACAACCAGCAGGGGGAGCUCCGUCAAUGUAUAUUGACUGGUGCUCACCCCUGGGGUUCCCAGGGGUCCUGGCAUGGCCCUAGCCCCUAUCCGGGAUUCGGACAAGAUCCAGACCCCCGGAUUCCUUUAAUGGAAUACCCUAUUCAUUGGAGGGGCAGGUGAUGGCUGCACCGCACCUCCCCACAUUCCCCUAAACCAAUGCCUAACCGCCUAACCUUACAAAGUUGUGACGAUUGCUAAGCGGUAGGCAAAAACCAAGUGGCCACAGCCAAUCUGCCACACUGGAAAAAAUUCCUACCCGGCCGCCAUUCCAAAACAGGCGACCAACCGAAGUCCAAAGCAAGGCCAAACACUACCUAAUUAACAGGUGGGCGGGCGGGUGUUCGGCAGCGCAAAGCAAAAGGAGGUCCCUACAUCACACUGACAAAUAAAUACCCCCAACCUUGCCACGCUGCUGAUUGGCUAAAGGCCAUUGGCAUAACUGUGGCACCACCAGCUUGGAGCAGGGCAAGCCCCGCCCACAAGCCGGUUAGGGAAGAGUUUCAGGGCCAAGCACAACAUGGACACUCUGUUAGGAGGAUCCAACUUACCCUUCUCUGGGCUAGAUGUUAAGAAAAACAGCUAAAGAGGCAGCCAGGGAGUGCAGAGGGGGAGGUUGGGCAUGAUGUAAAAACCCCAAACUCUGGAGUUUGCAACUAUUUAAAGACAAGAGUGCAAAAGGAUGUUAUGGCAGUUUAAUUAGCUGUGGUGGUGCUUGGUGCAGAAUAAGAUGUUCAGUUAUGCAAGGGUUACAGGGCUGGAUAAACAACAAUGGUAGUUAUCAUGUUUAGUUGUUGUUGUUGCUGCUGCUGUUUUAAAAACAUCUGUAUUUCACACUCACACAAACACCACGGGAGCAAUUGUUAGCAGAAAAACAGCUAGACGGGAAAUGGUUAAAUAGCAAUUAUGCCGUUCCUUCUGCCAAGCUUAUCACCUCCCAGUACCAGGCUCCUUUAAGGGCUUUUUAAUGUGUCAGAUAAAAGUUACCCAUGGCUGCCUGCAAUGUCUGGUUUGGCCCUUAGCUGCUAUGCUACAUUAGCUCUUGAAAUCUCAAAGAGUUUCUGCCUGUUUUUAUUCACACUUAAAUCCCCCCAGCUGCUGCUUCCUCUUAAUCUAAUGCAGGUACAGUUAAUGCUUGCUUGACUCAAGGCUGUUUUUACAGGUUAUGAUUGCCUCUCUAGGGCUUCUUCUCCUUUAUCGUUCCCCAUCCCGCCCUCUGACAUACCAUUGUGCAAACUGAAUCCCAAAUCAGUUUUGUUAAUGCAACAUCCCUUGAUGGUAAUGCUUGACUUCUUGACCUAGAAUGGAAUUUAAAAUACUCUUGCCGAGUCCUUCAGCAAAUCCGCUCUAGGCAGAGAUGUUCCGUGUUCAUCUCAGAAGCAAGACAAGCUCCGUACCCAAAGAAGUUCCUAGCAGCAAGCAGGACACAACCAUGUUGUUGUUGACUUCCAAUUUUUCUGGGCAUGGUUACUCAAACUCCAGGCCUGGUGUGCCCUUGAACCACUCUCCUCCACCCAUCGUGCAUGUAUCUUAAGUGGCUGAACUAGUAAGGCACAGAAAAGCUCAAGAUACACGUUGAUCUACCCACACUUAGUUGUUAUCUCUGAGAAACGUAGAAAAUAGCAGGAUAUAUUUAUACGAAUUCUUCAAACUUACACAACCCCUUAAAAAUUAGCUGAUGAAGGUGAGUACAUCGAAAUAAGGCCCUGUCCUGGCUUCUGAUCCAUAAUUGACUUCUAACUUCUGCUCAAUGAUUGAAACUAAGAUCUUCAUGUCAAAUCUGACUAUGGACUAACAUGAACUUAUCUCUACUCAUAAACUCUUAUCUCUAAUACUGUAAUGAAUUAUUGUGUUAUACAUAUCCUUAUGAGUUUGAGUUUGUAAUCUCUGUGUGAGUUUGUAAUCUCUAUUCGAGUUUGUAAUCCUUGUCAGAAUACAUACUUUUGAAUAGAUUAGUUUUUGUUACAACUGACUAUUGAUUUGCGAGUAGGGACCACUCCCACUAUUGAAACUUAUAUUGGCCAGAUUUCUUGGUGUGCUUUUUUCUUGAACUAGUAAGGCAGCAGGUAGGUAGAGCUAGAGACCAUGGCAGGUGGAGCCAACUAAUUUCCACUUUUGUCCCCAUCUUCCUCCCUGCUGAGUUCUGCAAAGGCAUAGGGAAGAGCCUGCUGUCUCAGGCCAAUGACCCACCUAGUCCAGCACCUUGUUCUCACAGUGGCCAACCAGGUGCCUGUGGGAAUCCAUCAAGCAAGACCCAAGAACACGAGUUCUCUUCCCUCCUGUGGCAUUCAGAAGCAUUACUGCUUCCGACCAUGAAGGCAGAGCGUAACCAUCCUGGCUAGUCACCAUUGAUUGCCUUUCCCUCCAUGAUUUUGUCCUCCAAUCCUCUUUUAAAGUCUUGGAAGUUGGCGAGCAUCACUGCAUGAGUUCCAAAUUGGGCGAAUCCUUUCUUUCAUCUGUCCUGAAUCUUCCAACAUUCGGCUUCAUUAGGCGUCCAUGUGUUCUAGUGUAAUGUGAGAGGAAUAAUAAUAAUAAUAAUAAUUCUCUAUCCACUUUCUCCAACACUGAAACGAAGGAGGAGGAAUGGACUAUGCAGAAUUAGAUAAAUUAACAGGAAGGAUUCGAAACCUGCGGGAUCAGAGAUUCUUAGAAGACUGGAGUAAAUAUAUGAACUGUUUGAAAAGGAAUUGUGAUGAACAGAUUACGCUAGUAGGAUUGCAAGAAGUUUUGUAAGGUGAAUUAUCUGAAAUAUUACAAGAAAGACUAUGAAAAGAAUUAUUAGUUAAGGACAAUUAAAUGCAACAUAGAAAUUAAGAAAUGCAGAAUAAGUGAUAAAGAACGGAAAAUCAUCAGAGGUGUUGACGGAAGUCUAAAACAUUGUAUAAGAUGAGAAGAUAUGUUGUAUGACUGUUGGAACGGAUAUGUUAAAAAAGCAAUAAAAGUGUGUGUGUGUGUGUGUGUGUGUGUGUGUGUGUGUAUAAACUAAGGAUGAGGAAGCAGAGACAUCACCUUGCCAACAAAGGUCCGUAUAGUUAAAGCUAUGGUUUUCCCAGUAGUGAUGUAUGGAAGUGAGAGCUGGACUAUAAAGAAGGCUGAUCGCCGAAGAAUUGAUGCUUUUGAAUUAUGGUGCUGGAGGAGACUCUUGAGAGUCCCAUGGACUGCAAAAAGAUCAAACCUAUCCAUUCUUAAGGAAAUCAGCCCUGAGUGCUCACUGGUGGGACAGAUCCUGAAGCUGAGGCUCCAAGACUUUGGCCACCUCAUGAGAAGAGAAGACUCCCUGGAAAAGACCCUGAUGUUGGGAAAGAUGGAGGGCACAAAGAGAAGGGGACGACAGAGGACGAGAUGGUUGGACAGUGUUCUCGAAGCUACCAGCAUGAGUCUGACCAAACUGCGGGAGGCAGUGGAAGACAGGAGUGCCUGGUGUGCUCUGGUCCAUGGGGUCACGAAGAGUCGGACACGACUAAACGACUAAACAACAAGGAUGAGGAAGCUAGCUAACAGGGCCACUCCCUGUUCUGGUCGUAAGUAAGAAGGCAGGCAGGUGGGGUCUGGCUGAGGGCAGCUUGAAUUUGGUGGGGCAGUGUCCCAUUUGCCCAAAUGGAUCAGCCUUCACUGACCUUAGGAGCACAGGAACCUGCCUUAUACUGAGUUCUAUCUCAGUAUUGUCCACACUGACUCGCAGUGGGUCUUCAAGGUUACAGUCAGAGUAUUUACAGCCCUAUCUGGAGAUGCCUAUCUAGGACCUUCUGCAUAGAAUCAUAGAAUUAUCAAGUUGGAUGAGACCCUGAGGAUCAUCUCUUCCAACCCCCUGCAGUGCAGGAAUAUGCAGAUAUGGAGGAGACAGGGAUCGAACCCGCAACCUUGGCAUUGUCAGCACCACGCUCUAACCAACUAAGCUAUUGCAUGCAAAGCAAAUGCUCUACCGUUGAAUUGCAGCCCUCCCCCCAGCCUUCACUAAGUGUGAUCAUGGUAUAAUCAUUGGUCUCUGGUCACGCCCUUUUAAUUUCUAAACAAAGAAUUGGAUCCUAGAUCAAUCGCACCAAAUGGUUAGUCUGGCUCCCUACUAAGUUACUUACCCUGCACUUUUAGGUCUCAGAAUGGACUUGAGAGGCAAAGUGGUGAUGCUCCCCAAUGAACAAAUGACUUUUAAUUGUUGUUUUCUUGCUGAUUCUCACUCCUUACCUGCCUCCAGAAGCCUGUUGUUAUUUAAUGAAAAUGAAGGACAGGCUGAUCAUGUUUAUUUAGACGCACUGCCAAACAGUGUGCAAACUUCAUCCAUCAUAAGCUUCCUAUGAAUCAUGCAUAAGGCUCAACUGCAAGAUCUUUUUACAAGAACUUUCGGAUGAAAUCUGAGGACUCAGGGAGAUGGUGGGCAGCAAAUGAUUUCCUGAAGCCAGAUGCUGGUCUCUGGCUGACGUUUUUCACUUCCACUACUGUGUAGUUUGAGGUUCUGGUAGUGGCAACACCAGAACCUAGUGGCUGCCAUUUUUCUCUCUGUCAGGAAACCAGGAGUGGGGAACCUGAGGCUCUCCAGAUAUUGUUGAAUACCAACUCCCAUCAGCCCCAACCAGCCUGGCCAAUGACCUGGGGUGGUGGGAGUCAUGUCCAGCAAUGCAGGUUCUCCACCACUGAUGUGAGAAGGAGGUUACUGCUCUGAUCAUCAUGCAACGUUGUUCUGAAGCCCACCAGAAUGAUGGAGAUGCUUCCUACUUUCAUUUUAGGCAGAAUCCCUGGAGAAAUAAAUGGCUUCCGCUAAUCUCUGGGAGGCCAUCACAAUACCGGUAAAGCACAGUAUUCAUGUUUUCCUGGUGUGGGUAGGUGUGACUGCAGUGUUGUUUCUUCCCAUGAUGCCAAGGAAUGUGAGAGACCCUGAACCACUUGGAAGUAUCCCAUGUUGCACCUCCUCUUAGCACCAGCAGUAACUCAUUUCCCCAAGUGUUAACACUUAGGGAUGUAAAAAGCCAUUGUUUUCCAUUCUGCGCCGCGUGCGUCAUAUACAGCACUGUUUCCAUUCCACUGCAAUUCAUCUUCCACUAAAAACUACAAUACAGUAGUACCUCAGGUUAAGUACUUAAUUCGUUCCGGAGGUCCGUACUUAACCUGAAACUGUUCUUAACCUGAGGCACCACUUUAGCUAAUGGGGCCUCCUGCUGCCGCCUCGUCACCGGAGCACGAUUUCUGUUCUCAUCCUGAAGCAAAGUUCUUAACCUGAAGCACUAUUUCUGGGUUAGCGGAGUCUGUAACCUGAAGCAUAUGUAACCUGAAGCAUAUGUAACCUGAGGUACCACUGUAUUCGUUUUUCUUUCUGCUGCAGCAAAAUUAUGUAACUUACAUUAUUUAUAUAAACUGCAUAAGGGAGUCGGGCACACUUCACGAGGGACGGCAUUCCACAAAUCAGAACCACCACUGAGAAGGCCCUGUCAUGAGUCAAGACCUGCUGACAAGGCCUCACCUGCCGAUCACAGAAUUUGAGAUGGUUGAUAUUGGUGAAGGCACUCUUUUAGGUACUUGGGUACCAAGCCAUUGAGGGCUCUGUAUGCCGGUACAUACAACUGGGUCUGGUAGCUCAAUGGCAGCCACUGCAGCUCUUUCAGAACCAGUGGCAUAUGGUCCCAUUGGGCUGCCCCACUUAGCCCGCCUAGCAAUGUUGUUGGUGACUUGUGGAAGUCUGUUGGUAGUUCACCACACCUCAACCAGGGUGAUGUAUCAGCAGACUAUGUGGAUCCCCGGCAGAGCCUUCCAGAGAUUUCCUGCUCCCAGCUGAACAGCUUCUUCCAGAGUCCCCAGUUAAGGGAGGAAACAGUUCAAAGCAACAAAGCAUUUAUUGUUUCCAUACAAAAGACUAAGGCAACUACUAUUAUCCACUAAAUACAGUUGUUCUGGAUUUUGAAGUAGAGAUACAUAUGUGCUGAGAGAUUCACUAACACUAUCGCCACGAUAGCUCACGCUAUUGUGUAAAAACCACGGACUCUCACAGAUUCAGAGUCAAACCCUGACAGCAAACAGGGCAGGAGGGCGUGCAACAGGACAGCAGAACAUGGACAAGACAUCAUACAAUGAAAGCAAUGCCCCAGAGACUAGGAUCCCCAUGUUUACAUGUAGGCCUAUUUCCUGAACCAAUGAGAGGGCGAAUGACUCAGCAAGUCAUACGCUCAACCUCGCAGGUGUUGCUAUGGUAACCCAGUGCACCUGACACCCUUAUCUCAGGACAUCCAGAUGUGGGGGCUCUGCUUCUCAAGACGUGAGCCCAAACACUGUGUAAUUUAACCCGAGUUUUACCUCUUUUUUCCCUACUAUAACAAGGUAAACAGAAACGGUGAGGUGCUCUUGCCAGUGGCAGGCAACAAUAGCUGAUGGUUACUUCCAGCUGUUUGGCUUGACGAGGUGCCAUCUGUUCCACAGGCUGGGAAUACAGCUGUGUGCGCCAAAGUAAUAAAAGCAGGAAUCCAGAGUCUGGGACUUAGCGUAGGUCCCUUGGGGUACCCGUUGUCACUUUCCUCCCACCUCCAAGCCAUCUCGGAAACGGUGAUAUUACUGACACUGCUGGGGAAAGAGUGAGACUUGUGUCCCAGAAGGUCUGCACUACCAAGCCUCAGAAGGUCAACACAAAACCUGCACAGCCUUUUCAGUUCAUUGAUUACACCAAUCCCAGAGGCAAGAGAAAGCACUUAGAUUUCCAGCAGAGACAGAACAGUAAGAAGAAUUCUGGGUGUCCUUUUCAUCUAUCCCUAUAUAUAUAUUUCUCCGAGUUUUGCAGCCCAGUACCCAGAUUCUGGUCUAGACUCCAGCUGUUUCAGCUGCUACGCUUUGCUUUUCUCUACUUUUGAUUGCUAAGGGCUCGGGGAGCUGAAAAAAAGAAGAUUGGAUUUGUUUUCUUUUCAAAUAAUCAAGCCAGUUUGUUGGAAUAUUUACUUUGUAAGUCACAAGCGAUGCCGAAGCAGGAAGUGUGAGUGUUGCUUCCUGUUUUCAUACUUCUGUAAUAUCCGAAAACGGAUCUUGUAAAUCUUCCCUAGGGGGGGAGUGAGAUGUGCCUCCAUGCACAAUUCUUGACUGAUUGGUCAAAGCUAAGUAAAUACGGAUCCAUUCUUUGAAGAAAACCAUAUUUGUAUUUUAAAUGCAUGGGUGUAUAUACAUAUUCACAAGCGUUUGGUUUGGCCCGGGAUGCAUACUGUCUCUUAUCUCAUUUGUCUUUCUCCCCCUCCGACAGUGCUCAUAUAUACCCAAGUGUGGCAAGAACUUUGAAGAGUCUCUGUCCCUCGUGAAUGUCGUCAUGGAGAACUUCAGAAAGUACCAGCACUUCUCCUGUUACUAUGACCCCGAAGGCAUUCAAAAGAAUGUAUUGCUAACCAAACUCUACAGCUCCAAUGUGCUGUUCCACUCCCUCUUUUGGCCAACUUGUAUGAUGAUAGGAGGGCUUGCUAUCGUUGCCAUGGUCAAGUUGACCCAGUAUCUGUCCCUCCUCUGUGAAAGGAUCCAAAGGAUCAACAGAUAGAAGCAGCCGGCUCGCUUCCGGGAUGGAUUGACAGCUGAAAUACUGUUGUUGUUUUUUUUCAUUCUUCACCAAAGAACCUUAAGUUUGUAACGUGUACGUCUGUUCUAAGUUCCUUAUAUUUUUUAUGAAGUAGAGCAAUAAUGAAAAAAGGCUGUUCUAUAUGCAAACGUGAUGCUGUUAUUAUGCAGGUGAUGGGAGAAGGAAUCGCCAUUUGCGUUGGCCGUCUACAUAAUCUUGGUUUACGCUGCAAAAUCGGUACUUCUUUCUUUUUUCUUUUCCCUUUUCUUCCUUUCUCCUUUCUUUUUCUACAGCCAAAAUAGGGCUCAGUGUGACCCAUUUGCCAAGCCUUGUCGAUGAAACGCAUCACCAUUUCGUUGCAAACCCAUUCUGGAGGGAUGUAUUACAUUGCUGCGUGUGUGUCCAUGCGAACCGUUUAAGUUCCACUUAAGGCUGCAAAGGGAGAAGGCGUGGGGAGUAGAAGGAAAUUUGGAGGGCGGUGAGAGAGGGUUGAUUUGUCUGGCUGAACUAAGAUGGAUUCAGAAAUGUGGUAUCUCCAGCUGCCUCCUAAACCAAGGUCAAAGGGCAGCCACACAUUAGCAGGAAGUCAGGUUGUGCAUCCUCUGCGCAUCCAGACCCUGACCCAGAUAACGCUAAUCAAACUUCACCACCGCUAAAAUCUUUAGGACAUUUUAGCCAUGGUUGAUUUUCUUGGGAUGUGAGCAGAACUUACUUUCUUCUGGAUUGCAGGGAGAGGGGGGACCCUCAAAGUUCUGGAUCAGAGCAAUUGUCUUCAUGUUGGCUUCAUGCUCAGGGUUAAGCUUUCCCUUCCAAUGUUUUAGACAUUUAUUUGCAAUAUCUUGGACUCACAGAUCAUUAUCUACCAAAGCUACAGCCAAAAGAGCAAACCCCACAAAUCGCAUUAAUCUACCAAACCCGUCGACUCCAUUCAUCUCCUGAGCCCUGUUGGCAGAGAUGGGACCAGAAAACACUUUCCGUACAAGUUUAUUCUCUGUAUUUUUUCCCCUUGUAUUUGCUACCAUAUCACUGUAAAGAAGAACUAAAACAAAAAACAAAAAUACAACCCAUAGUCAGCUAUUUUUUCAUUUUUUACUUCCAACUAUUUUAGAUUUUUUUACUGUAUAUUUAAAAGAAAAAGAAAAAAAAGAAUACUAGACAAGAGGACAAAAACAUAUAUUAAAACUAGUGGUGUAUUGUAAUACGAAUAUGUUAUAUUUUAUUAUUUCUUUUAUUAACUGAAAGUGAGAAGUGCCCUUCUUGUAUUUCGUAAUGUCCAAACCUGGAUAUGCUUGUCACUAAGAAGAGCAGCGUCAGGGGCGGGGGGAGUCUUAGAGGCCGUUCACAGUGGCAUUUCCACUCAGAUAAAACUUAGGUCACAUCUACACCAUAAACGUAAAGCUCUCUUAUACAACUUUAACAGUCAAGGAGAAUCCUGGGAACUGUUGUUUGUUAAGGGUGCUGAGAACUGUAGGUCUAUGAGGUCAGCGCCCAUAGCAGACUACAGCUCCCAUGAUUCUUUGCGGGAUUUGAAGUGGCAUGAGAAUGUGGUUGUGACCAUUCUUGCAAAACAUCCUUCAAUUUGAGAGGCUAGUAAAGAGAAUGGGUAGCAUAUAAUAUUAUUCCUAGAGAAGUGGGCUUUUUUAACCAGUACACAGAAAAAUAAAAAUUCAAGAGCAUAUUGGGCAGGGAGGGGAUGAAAUUCACACGAUUUACUGAAUUGCGGUAAGGCUGCAGAACCAGGAACAUGCAUAAAUCAUAGCUGCUUCCAGAUGACCUAUUUAUUGUGCAUUCUGAUUUUCUUGGAGGGGUUAGACGACAUUGUGUCAAGGCAAAUGGUACCCCCCGCUUUCUGCUGCAUUUUCCCAUCACUUUACUUAUCACAAAAAAUCUGAUGUUUGGGGGAAGCGCAAGAUCUCCAGACCAAGUUUGAUUACGCAACCUGAAUUUGCCAACAUACGAUUGAAUCCCACCCGAAAAGAGGGUCCGUCUGGAAGCACCCUAUGUACAUGCUCUGAGGUAUGCAUUACCACUAGGGAACACUAAGCGGCUGCCUAAGGAGACACUUUUCAAGUGGUAGUAGCAGGUCUUGUUUCUGUUGUUCCAAGCUCCGCUUCGGUACAAGCGCUUGAAAAGAAAAGGUGGUAGAUUUGGUGGUACAUAGAACCAGAGAAUAGUAACACAGCAGGCAAAAGAUCCAAGCCACCAUAUGAAGGUGGAGAGAGUGGUAGGUGGAGUGGGUCACAGUAAAGCAUGAGUAAAGCGUGAGUAAAAUGUGAGUAGGUGACAACUCAUCAGAUAUUGGGAGGAGUGGAAGUCACAAAAUGGAAGAGAAAAAAGAGGAAUAUCAGUCUGGGGCAGUUUUGAGAGUCAAUGUUGAAGCCCAAUAUGCCAUAGGGAUAAAUGGGAAAGGUGAGCAAGGCAAAACUUUCAAUGAAUUUUUCCACCCAUUCUCUGUGGGAUUACAAAUAGUAUUCCCAACUUUUGUUAGAUUAUACUCAAAAGACAAUCUUGUCAGGUUCAGGUCAUGGAACGCCUAAAAGGCAGAAUGUGAGGUAUUCACCAAUCAUCCCCUAAAAUUACCAUAGAACUUUUUUAAAGGAACUAUUUAUAUGUGUAUUGGAAGCAAAGGUUAACCUUUUUCUUUUUUUUUGCCAAAAGGAGAAAGCACAUUUUAUCUGUCCAGCUCGUCCAUUCUCCGCGUACUUCUCCCCCCUCCUCUGCCGCCUCUCCAAUAAUGUAACGCUGGGGGGAAACUUUAUGGUGUUACAAGACUCCAUGAACUGUUCAAGUGUCGUCUGAGCUGUACAAUUGAAGUCUGCAGCAGUGAAAUUAAUCUUUGAUCUUGUAAUCCAUAAUGCAGCUUUUUUUCUCAGGCAAAUAAAUUCCUGGGGCGUGUAAUCAGGACUUCAAAACUGUGUGAUUUGGUACAAAAAUUAUUCAAUUAAACCUUUGAGAUUUCAAUAUG